AGCAACAACAACACACGAUCUCUACAAGAUUAGUGGAUCAAUUGGUUUUAGAUCUGAAAAACAAAAAUAAAAAUUUAACGUUGUUGAUCGAUUUUGCUUCAUCCGAUCCUCUUCUGCGAUAGUGAAGAUGGACAACGAUUUGGACUUAACACUGAAGUUAGGUUUGCCGAAUUCGACUGUUGAGACAAAUCUCAGCUUAAACACUUCAACCACCACUUCCACCAUCACCACUGAUCAGGAUACCAACGACGACCGUCGUGAGGACAACAACAACAACGACGGUGGCCGUGGAGACAAAAACAACAACGGCGGUGGCGAGGUUUUCAACCUAUGUAGGGCUAUCUGGGGAGAUAAUAAAGUGAGCAACGACGAAGGUGCAAGAAGAAGCAACGUGGACAUGAAUAUUAGAGUCUACAAUUACAUCUUUCAACAGUUCGCCGGCGCCCCCAACACUCUAAACUUCGACACCUACCCAAUGCCUCCGCCUCCGGGAUCGGCACCGGCUCCAGUGACUCGUCCGGAGAGAGAAGCGUAUGUUCUGAUCGAUGUUCCUGCUAGUAGAGCUCAACGUAACAACGCUAUGUUGAUGGCAAACGCUUGGAGCGAAAGCCCGAGCUCGUACGGCAAGAGGCUUCGCGUCGGUUGCGAUGGUGGCUACUGCGGCGGAAGGGCUGAAGGGCCGAGGAAAUGUACGAACAAGAACUGUAACGCACUUACCACACCUAUGUGGCGAAGGGGUCCUCUUGGUCCUAAGAGUUUGUGCAAUGCUUGUGGGAUCAAGUUCAGGAAGGAGCAAGAGAGGAAAGCCAAAAGAAACUGAGUGAUUUGUAGUUGGAUAAUUAAUAUAAGAAAAUAAGAGAAAUUGAUUGUGUUAAUUAAGCAUUUGUGUUAUCAAUGUCUUUUUUGGUUCAAAGUGUUAUCAAUGUCUAUGAUUGAGCAUUAUGGGAGGAAAGCUAAAAUUUUGAGAUUUUACCAUUUAAGCAAUUGUAAUGUCAAAACUCAAAAGGUCGCUCAUGUAUUAUCAGUGUCUAUGAUUAAGCUUUUUUGUUGUUGUUUCA
This is a messenger RNA of Capsella rubella, 1058 nucleotides long. Its product is annotated as GATA transcription factor 29. Gene Ontology annotation, biological process: regulation of DNA-templated transcription. The record is from RefSeq and is a predicted model, not a curated record. Gene Ontology annotation, molecular function: zinc ion binding; sequence-specific DNA binding. The transcript is spliced from 4 exons. Bases 128 to 820 code for a protein of 230 amino acids. NCBI's taxonomy places the organism in Eukaryota, Viridiplantae, Streptophyta, Magnoliopsida, Brassicales, Brassicaceae.